CUCCAUUUAGACUCCUGUCCACUUACUCUGGAUCUCAAUACAGUAAACAAGUGGCUUCACCUCUCUGAAGAGAACAAAAAGGUGACAAACAAGAGGGCAGUGACCCAGUACCCUGAUCAUCCUGACAGAUUUGACAGUCGGUCACAAGUCCUGUGCAGAGAGGCUCUGAGUGGCACUCGCUGUUACUGGGAGGCCGAGUGGAGUGGAGAAGGGGCGACAAUCGGAGUUGCAUAUGAAGGAAUCAGCAGGAAAGGAUGGAAAUAUGAAUGUCUCCUUGGACGCAAUGACAAGUCCUGGAGCUUGUCCUGCUCCGAUUCCCAUUACUCGGUGUGGUACAAUAACAUGAAGACUGAAAUCUGUGCCCCCUGUAGUCACAGAAUUGGUGUAUAUCUGGACUGUCCUGCUGGCUCUCUGUCAUUUUAUAGUGUCUCGGACGCAAUGAUCCUACUGCACAGGAUCAAGACCUCCUUCACUGAGCCACUUUAUGCCGGGUUUGGGGUUGGAUGGCACUCCACUGUAACAAUCUGCCCUUUGAGCCCAUUUGAGCACUGACCAGCGUCGUAUGUCACUUCAUGUCACUCAUGCCUGCUGAUUUUGGAGUGACCAUGAAGGAGUUCCUUCCUGACUUUUGAUCAGAGAGUGGAUAGAUUUAAUGGGGGAUAUUUGUAACAGAAAAGAUUGAACAGCAAAGUGGUAUGUGUCUCCUUAUGCAACAUGGAGCGAUUUGAAACUUUCAAUACUCUGAAGAGCACUAAAGACAUUUGACUCUCUCCAAAAGGGAUUAUAGAGUUUAUUCCCCCAACAUGUUAGAAGCACUGACUGUUUUGUCAAUCCUCAUUGGACUUCAUAAAUGAUUUAACCAUAACAUAGGGGUGUCCAGCUCCGGUCCUGGUGGGCCACAGUGGCUGCAUGUUUUCAUUCUAACCCUUU
This is a messenger RNA of Erpetoichthys calabaricus (reedfish), 930 nucleotides long. RefSeq names its product tripartite motif-containing protein 16-like protein. Gene Ontology annotation, molecular function: protein binding. The transcript has a single exon. The record is from RefSeq and is a predicted model, not a curated record. Lineage: Eukaryota; Metazoa; Chordata; Cladistia; Polypteriformes; Polypteridae. The annotation marks the transcript as partial.